GGGAAAAAUUCGUUUCGGAUUGAAUAUCGUCAAUUUAUUGUCCUAAAAUAAUUGUAUCGUUUGGCAAAGAGAUUUUUCAAGUAUACUUUGACAUUUAAUCAAUAAAAGUGGGUAUUAAACCUGAUGCUCUCACCAACUGAAUACCAUUAAAAGUUGGCAAACUUUAUGGGGAAGAACAUUGCCAAAGACUAUAUGGCUCUAAAUUAACUUGAUUUAAGUUAUUCGUGAUUUACUGUGAAAUAAAAAGUUGAAUUUUAAUGUUUCCCUACAAUAAUCAAGGUCGAGAAAACAAAAAUUGAAUAAAUAUUAUCAAGUUUAUUAAAGGGGAGGAAAUGUAUGUAUUUUAACGAGGAUGCGAAAAAUGAACAAGGACAGAAAGUGCGACUUUAAAUUAGAAAAAAAAUCUUAUUCAGAUGGGACUCGAACCCGCAAUCUCCGGUGACUUCGGUACGGUGCCGGGUCUGCAGACUGCACUUGUGGUAUCUUCCGGAGGUCAAUGUUAGCCUGGUAUUUUUCGAUAAAAAAAUUAAUGAUGACUCGAAGAGGAGGGUGGUACAAAACUUGAAAAUGGUGAGCAGUGAAAACGAGAAUUCAUGAGUGAAAAAAUUUUCGUCUGUAAAAAUAGACGAUAGACUGCGGCUUGUUAUCAAGUUAUUUUAUUCAGGAAGAUCCCAAGGCCUGGGCAGAUGGAAAUUAUUAUCUUGAUGCCAAAUCGAAAUGUUGAAGCUAAACAGUUACCCUGCAGAACGAGCCCUUUGGGUAACAGGAGAUUUAGUUGAAAUUAUAAUACUAUAUAAUACGGCAAAUGAACAUUUUAGUAUUGGAAAACAUCAAAAUGUAACUUAUUAUUCCACAGUAAAUCACGAAUAACUCAAAAUCAAGUUAUUUUAGAGCCAUAUAGUCUUUGGCAAUAUUAUUCCCCAUGAAAUUUGCCAACUUUUAAUGGUAUUCAGUUGGUGAGAGCAUUAGGUUCAAUAACCACUUUUAUUGAUUGAAUGUCAAAGUAUACUUGAAAAAUCUCUUUUCCAAACGAUAGAAUUUUUUUUGGGACAAUAAAUUGACGAUAAUCAAUCCGAAACGAAUUUUUCCCUUACAGUUUGGACCCUAAGGAACCUGUAAAAAAUAUAAAAGGAUUAGGUUUCAUGAAAAAUUGAAUAACUGGACAUGUUUUUUGGAUUUAACAUAAGAAAAACCGAUUUUUUCAAGAAAGUCAUCGGGGCCAGUUGAAAACAUCAUUUCCUAAAGCUGCCGCCGAACGAAAGUUUGUUCGUAACACCAUUUUCUAUCAUUUGGAGGGUGAGCCCCGAACUUGUGCAAUUUUGGGACACCCUAAUCGCUAGCAGUCAAUAAACAACAGAAUUCAAGCUCUGACUUUUUCAUGUUUAGGAUAUGCAUCGUGGCAUAGAGCCUACUCUAACGCGAAAAAAUACGUUUAUAUAUAUGUUUACUUCUAGUUAACUACAUAUAUGGUGGCCCUUAUUGGAAUGUUUUCACAACCCUUUUUUUCAGUGACACUGUGCAGAAUUCUUGCUGUUGGGAAUAUUUUCCUUUUAUGACAAAUCGAUUAUCAAGUGUUUGUUUCCAUGACUCUGUAUCACCGAAGGUGUACGGUCUCAACAGCUCUACUCGCACAUUGGUGUCAGAAUAGGAAGUCAAUAGGCAAUCUGAACAUUUUUUACCCUUUUACUCGUUCGUGCCACAGUCUGAACAUUCCAUAGCCUUUGCAAGCAUUCGAACAUUUUUAGUUGGUGUUGGAUGUUAGUACUUUCGCAACACAUUCAUUGUUGGGAGGGUCGCGAUGAGUAAAACGGCAGUAGGAAUUCUCGGUGGUGAUGAUGAAUUAUUACAAAGCUUCGUUAGAGUGGGCCUUCAUUCUGAAGGGGAAGAUAACAGGCAGAUGCAGGAUCUAUCCUCCGGUGGAGUUUCAAGUGGAGGUGGUGGCAUGGGAGCAUCCGGAAAUUCUGGAUCGCAUCCAAUAAGUCACCCGAAGGCAGAAGCGCAUUUGGUGCGGCAGUAUUCCGAUCAUAUGUCGGAUUUCAGCGAUAAAAAUGCUUCUCGCAAGUAUAGAAAUCUAUUCAACGAGCCCAUAGACAUGAAAAAACGACGUUACUUUGAUGAAGUUUACACCGAUAAGGAUAGAGCUGCUGCUGUUAGUAUUGGCAACUAUGACAUAAAGCAAAAUCUUCUUAAUAAACGUCGUCAGGAACGCACCGAUGCCCUGCAAUUACCGGAACAAGCCGAUCCUGGAGCCAUUCUGGCACUUGGAAUGCGUGAGAUCAAAAACCGUAACCUGGACAACGCCGUUCAUUUUCUAUCAAAGGCAUUAGAAAUGAAUAACAAUGACCAAAGUGCGUUGGUUGCGAGAAGUAAAUGCUACCUACAACUUGGUGAGCCGGCCAAGGCUUUACAAGAUGCCGAAACAGCUCUACUUUUGGACAAAAGCAAUAUACGAGCGAUCUACCAGAAAGCUGAAGCAUUAUACUAUUUGGGUCAAUUUGAGCAUAGUCUAAUGUUUUUUCAUCGCGGCUUGAGAUUAAGACCAGAACUGGCAAGCUUUCGGCUAGGUGUCCAAAAGACUCAGGAAGCCAUCGAAAACACCAUUGGAAGUAAUACUAAAAAUCAACCCCAACCGAAAAAAACUCCAAAAGCUGAAAAACCUAAAACAGCUAAAAAGGUUAUACUCUCAAGAGAGGAAAUGGAUAAGCGAGCUGCCCGACGUCUUCUGGGCGACCUCUAUGUAGAUAAAGAAUAUUUGGAAAAUCUACUGAAGCACCCAGACCUUAAAAAAGCAGACACCAAUACAGAAGGAGUCUCGGAGUUCGCCAAAGAUGCAAUUAAUUUCCUGAAUAAUAGACAAGAAUUUUGGCGCCAACAAAAACCUUGCACUAGUCUGAAUGCAAAAAAGAUUGAUAGUAAUAGUGGAGGGCUGCCGCGAUGGUAAUACAAAAAAAGUUUAUUAAAAUAAUUAUUAAAUUAUUACUCGUUACAUUUUUUAAAUUUCAAUACGAUGUAGUGAUGCUUGUUUAAUAAUAGUUUGAUUGUGUUAAUUUAUCAGUAACUUUAAUGAAAGGAUUCAUGGAUGACAGCAGUCAUCAUCGCCUUACAGUCUAGGUUGCACUGAAUUAAAAUUGAAGAACAGUCAAAUGAUUCACCACAUUGAAAACGAAAAGUUAUUUUAAUGAUAAUUGCAGUAACUUUGUUCCCAUGACUGUGCAACGCUUAUAUAGCACAAAUUACAUUGUGAAUUUAUCUUAAUUAGAAAAAAUGGUCAAAUAAAACGUAUAAUAUAUC
Wyeomyia smithii (pitcher-plant mosquito) is the source of this 3291-nucleotide messenger RNA. RefSeq names its product outer dynein arm-docking complex subunit 4. Gene Ontology annotation, molecular function: protein binding. Bases 1799 to 2941 code for a protein of 380 amino acids. The transcript is spliced from 7 exons. Gene Ontology annotation, cellular component: cytoplasm. The record is from RefSeq and is a predicted model, not a curated record. NCBI's taxonomy places the organism in Eukaryota, Metazoa, Arthropoda, Insecta, Diptera, Culicidae.